GAUGUCCCUGAGCUCUCUUCCAUCCUCAGCCAUUCCCAGAAUUCCCAAAUCCCGUUUUCCCAGCAGCUUCUCAGGGUGUCCUGGAAUUCCCGAAUCCCGUUUUCCUGGCGGUUCCUCAGGGUGUCCCAGAGCUCUUUUCCAUCCUCAGCCAUUCCCGGAAUUCCCAAAUCCCGUUUUCCCGCAGCUCUGGCCCUUUUCAUGCUGCUGCUGUUCCAGCUGGAGGCCGGGAUCGCCAGCGCCUGCAUCCUGACCUCGGGAAUUCUCGUCCUGCUCAUCUCCGUGCUCCACGCGCUGCUCCGCGCUUCCCACAUUUCCCAAAUUUCCCAACGGAGCCGCUCGGAGCUUUCCCAAUCCUUGUACGAGAACGAUUCCGCCCGGCCCGGGGACGACGGGAUCGCGGCUCCUGCGGAAAUCCGCCGGGAAUUCUCCUUCCCGCUUUUCCCGCAGCGCAAAUCCCAGCCGGGCUCGGCCUCCAGCAGCAACCUGAGCUGGGCUGGCGGCGCCAGGAGCAAGGAAUCCCAGAAGGAAUCCCAGAAGGAAUUCCAGAAGGAAUCCCAGAAGGAAUUCCAGAAGGAAUCCCAGAAGGAAUCCCAGAAGGAAUCCCAGCAGGAAUCCCAGCAGGAAUCCCAGCGGGAAUUGUCGCGCACGCACAGGACGCUCUCGGCGGAUUCGGGAUUGCUCCGGGAGCAGGGAAAACCUUGGAAUGUCAUCACCAGGGAGAUGAGGAAUGCCAUGGCUCGCAAAUCCAUCAAGGAUUCCACUCUGGUGUGAAGGAAAAUCGGGAUUUUCCCAGGAGUUUCCCGGGAUUCGCGGUUCCGGAGCGGGAGUUGGUUUUUUUCCAAG
Messenger RNA from Parus major (Great Tit), 843 nucleotides. Its product is annotated as transmembrane protein 221-like. The transcript has 3 exons. Lineage: Eukaryota; Metazoa; Chordata; Aves; Passeriformes; Paridae. The annotation marks the transcript as partial. The record is from RefSeq and is a predicted model, not a curated record.